Molecule: messenger RNA, 636 nt
Organism: Botrytis byssoidea
Lineage: Eukaryota; Fungi; Ascomycota; Leotiomycetes; Helotiales; Sclerotiniaceae
Exons: 3
Coding region: 1-636 (211 amino acids)
Biological process (GO): transmembrane transport
Molecular function (GO): transmembrane transporter activity
Source: RefSeq, a predicted model, not a curated record
AUGUUAAAUCUAAAACCCGAAGUCGAUACCGUGGAGUAUAGCGAGAGAGGGACGAUUCAACAGAACCACGGACGUCAUCAUCAUGCUGUUGUGGUGCAAGGCAAUGAGGAUGAGCCGGGAAGUGUUUAUCAACUGAGUUGGAAGACAAUUAUAGCUUUUAUCUCUCUCUCAAUGGCAAAUUCUUGUGCUGCUCUGGCCAACACCGCCAACACCGUCAUAAAGUUUCAGGUCGCCUCUGUUGCUAAAAGUCCAGCAGAUGCAGCUCUCGCAUCAUGGAUUGCCAACGGAAGUUUUCUCGUCGUUGUCGCUCUUGGUCCGAUUUUUGGUAGUCUGAGCGACAGAGUGGGAAAGAAAUGGUUUAUGGUUUGCGGUGCCAUUCUUGGCUUGAUUGGAAGUAUAAUUGCAGGAAAAGCAGACAAUAUUCUCCAGAUCAUCGGAGGCAACAUCUUGAAUGGAGCUGCUAAUGCUGGAUGUAUUGUAUCAAUCUCAGCAAUCCAGGAGAUCAUUCCGAACAAACUUCGUCCCUGGGCUAUGGGAGCCUCACAAGCCAUGGCUAGCGCUUUCGUUGUUCUUGACACUUUUCUUGCUGCCGCUUUUGUCAAGAUGAAUGCCGGAGGAGCUGAUGGAUGGAGAUGA